CAUAUUCAUCCUCUGGGCCGACGAAAGUUUUCCUCUACGAGGUGCAAAAUCCGCAAACGGCGCCGUCCUGCUACUUUCAUCUUCUGUUGAAUCACAGCAGCCGUGAAAAGCCCAAACGGUGGUAAAUAGUAAGGCACCGCCGUCGAAAAUCAAAGUCCUGCUGCCUAUACGACACCGUCACAACUCGAACUAAACUAACGAGCAUCGUCAGUUUUCAGCUGAACCAAAUGGAGAAGACAGCUGAAGACAAGAAAAGGAAGCCUUCCAAAUCGGAGUUCGUGUCCGGGUGCGGGUCUGGAUUCGGAUUCUGGAAAUGGGCCAUUGCUUCGGUGAUAUUCAGAUUAAUUCUGAUUUAUUUUCCCGGAAACCUCAACUUAGCUUCUCGGCCCGAAGUUUCCACUCCUCUCACCAGCCUCCGCCGCUUGGCAGAGGGUUAUUGGUUGAAGCAGUUAUCAAUGUCGCCCUAUGCUGGUUCAAUGUAUCAUGGAUCUCCACUAUUACUUUCCGUUCUCGGACCUCUCACUAUGAAAAGAAUUGAAGGACAGCCGAAUUAUCUUAUAUGCAGUUUGGUUUCUGUGGCUGCAGAUUUUACCUCUGCUAUGCUCAUUCGUCGAAUUGGCCAGAGGCUCCUAGCUGCAUAUGGUCAGAAUCUAAGGUCACUUGGUCUUGCAGAACUGUUUGAAGGAUCUCUACCUUCAGGUGAUGUGGCUGCUCUUGUGUAUUUAUGGAACCCUUUCACAAUAGUAACAUGCUUGGGUUAUAAUACAACGCCGAUAGAGAAUCUUUUUAUCAUCUUAUCCCUCUAUGGAGCCUGUACAGGAAUAGCUCCAGUUGCCGCUUUUGGAUGGGUUGUGGCAACACAUUUGUCUCUAUAUCCUGCAAUUCUGAUCAUACCAAUUAUUGUUCUGUUAGUCCGUGGUCUGGAUGCACCACCAAGGAAAUUGUUUUUACAACAGCUCUCAUCGAAAGCUGGUAAUGACAGCUCAAGUGAUAGGCAUGUUGAAGCUUUGAAAGCACAACCAACUCCUUUCUCAUUGCGACCUGUCUUGGCCUUCAUAUUCUGGUCCUUGUUAUGGGCAUCAUAUGUACUGAUUCUGUGUGGUAUAGCAUUGAAAAAUUCUGGUGGUCUCUGGGAGAUGUUCGAGAGGACCUAUGGAUUCAUUCUCACUGUAAAAGAUUUAUCUCCAAAUAUAGGUGUACUAUGGUACUUCUUCGCAGAAGUAUUCGAGUUUUUCAGAAACUUUUUUCUAAUAGUUUGCCAUGCAAACAUUUUGUUCAUGAUCUUGCCCUUGGCCAUACGGUUAUAUCACCGGCCAUGCUUUCUGGCUUUUGUUUACAUGGCAAUCUCCUCCAUUCUUAAAUCCUAUCCUUCUGUUGGAGACUCAGCUCUGUACUUGGGUUUACUGGCAUUGUUUGCCAAUGAAUUGGCAGAAAUGCAAUUUUCAUUCUUCCUCUUUUGUGGAUAUGUCGGAGUAUCCCUACUUAGUCCUGUAAUGCACAAUCUAUGGAUAUGGAGGGGUACUGGUAAUGCAAAUUUUUACUUUGCAACUGCUAUGGCGUAUGCUUGCUUUCAGCAAACUGUCUUGUCAUUCGCAAUGAGAAACAUAAGUGCCUUUGAAAUUGAUUGUUUCCAUCGCUUACAUCUUCGUUGGAUUUGCUUGUUUGGGAGGAGUGCGGGUCAGGGUAUGGGGUUGGGUGAGCUCAGGGGUGUUUUCGGGGAUAUGGCCUACCUUAUCAUGCUCCUGAAUCAUUUUUGCACGCAAGUUACAGAGGUUGUCUUGGUAGUUGAGAGCGUGUCCUCCAUGCUCAACCAUGAUAGAAAGAUCAGAAAGCUAAGUACAUCAAUGAAAGCUUGAGGUGCAUGAUGAUUUCUCCAUGGAAACAUAUGACGUAUUUUCUGGUCCAUUGGCGCAUAUCAUCGCAUCGGGAAUGUUUCUAGACAUGCCUUCAGCACCAUAAACUUUCGUGUCAUCUACGAUAUUUUCCAGUUUUCUGGUCAUGGUUCGUAAUUCUGGAAGAAAUGAUCACAAGAUGGCCCCUGAUAUAUCACUGAUGUUAAUGUUACCACGAGUACGAUCAGCAUGUAUAGGUUCAUGCUCUGAUGCUGAAGCUGCAUUGAAUUCCUGAAAUACGGGUUUUGAAAUUGAAAUUGAUCCUUUUAAUUCUACUACUUCUGUGUGUUUAAGGAUUUAUUUACAAUAUGUGAGGCCCAAUUCUAAUUCAACUUCCCCGAGAAACCACUAACUUGUGGGUUUUUAAGAUUUUAGCAGAUAGAGAGAAGGGGGGAAAAAAAAGAAGAAGUUUGUAGACGUGGUUUCGGUUUCCACAGAUAGUUAUUUAGGAAUUUAUGCCUUUGUAUUAAAAAAAAACACAUUUAAGGCCAGUGGAACGGCCUAAGCAGGAUUUUUAAUUGUUCGCUUGAGAUGGCUGCAAG
Messenger RNA from Coffea arabica (coffee), 2434 nucleotides. RefSeq lists its product as uncharacterized. The record is from RefSeq and is a predicted model, not a curated record. Gene Ontology annotation, cellular component: GPI-anchor transamidase complex; membrane. Gene Ontology annotation, biological process: attachment of GPI anchor to protein. NCBI's taxonomy places the organism in Eukaryota, Viridiplantae, Streptophyta, Magnoliopsida, Gentianales, Rubiaceae.